Rosa rugosa (rugosa rose) is the source of this 5302-nucleotide messenger RNA. RefSeq lists its product as uncharacterized. The record is from RefSeq and is a predicted model, not a curated record. Gene Ontology annotation, biological process: recognition of pollen; protein phosphorylation. The transcript is spliced from 15 exons. Bases 153 to 5210 code for a protein of 1685 amino acids. Gene Ontology annotation, molecular function: protein kinase activity; ATP binding. Lineage: Eukaryota; Viridiplantae; Streptophyta; Magnoliopsida; Rosales; Rosaceae.
AUGAGGCCUUACUUUAAACAGGAUUAGUGAAGAGACUAAACAAAUCUAGCAGACCGAUCUAAAGCUUGAGAUUUCCACUUUUUUAGAUAUUCCAAUUUCUCUGCUCGUAUUCUGCAUUUCUUUCUGUCCUAAACAUUCUGAUCAGAAUAUCGAUGCAAACCAUGAAAACCAUUUUUCUGUGCUUGUUCUUAUUUUCCUUCCUAAGAACCUCAAAUACACUAGACUCUAUCACUCCAACUCAAUUUAUUAAAGAUGGUCAAACUCUGGUUUCAGCAGGUGGAAGCUAUGUACUGGGAUUCUUUAGUCCCGGUGAAGUGAAGGGCAGAUACUUGGGAAUAUGGUACACCUUUUCUACUGAGACAGUGGUAUGGGUAGCCAACAGAGAAGUACCACUUGAUGAUUCUUCAGGAGUUUUAAAGGUCACUGAUCAGGGAGUUUUAGUCCUUCUCAAUAGCUCAAAUGGCACUGUAUGGUCCUCCAACUUAUCAAGAACUGCAGGGAAUCCAGUCUCGCAACUCUUGGAUUCGGGAAAUCUUGUUGUGAAAGAUGGAAAAGAAACUAAUCCUGACAACUUCUUGUGGCAGAGUUUUGAUUAUCCUUGUGAUACACACCUGCCAGAAAUGAAGCUUGGUUGGAAUUUAGUUACUGGUUUAGAUAGGUAUGUCUCGUCUUGGAGGAGCACAGAAGAUCCUGCUCAAGGAGACUGUUCACUACGGAUGGAUACUCAUGGUUUCCCACAGAUUUUUAUUAUGAAGGGAGCUAAGAUACAGACUAGAGCAGGGACAUGGAACGGCGCUGGAUUAACUGGAUAUCAAGGAAAGCCAAAUCCAGUAGCAAAUUUUGAAUUUGUGUUGACUAAGAAUGAAGUCUAUUAUGAGUACACACUCAUCAACAGGUCAAUGUUUGCAAGAUUUGUGUUGAACCCGUAUGGCCUUGCACAGUGGUUUACCUGGACAGAUUACUCACAUAGUUGGGAUCCUUUCGUGUCAUCCCAAGCAGAUCAGUGUGAUAAUUAUGCCUUUUGUGGUGCUAAUGCUAGAUGUAAUGUCAGUAAUAAACCUGAAUGUGCAUGCUUGAAAGGGUUUGUACCAAAAUCUUCGAAAGAUUGGAACUCAACAAAUUGGUCUGAGGGAUGUGUUCGGAAGACUCCAUUAGCUUGCAGCUCUGCAGAUGGCUUCUCAAAGUACAGUAACUUUAAACUGCCAGACACAUCUUCUUCCUGGUAUGACAAGAGCAUGAGCCUUGAGGAAUGCCAGGGAUUAUGUUUGCGAAACUGUUCAUGUACUGCAUGUGCAAAUUUAGAUGUCAGGGAAGGUGGAAGUGGCUGCUUGCUUUGGUUUGGGAACCUCAAUGACAUUAGAGAAUUCACCUCUGAUUAUCAAGACUUCUAUAUACGGCUGGCUGCUUCAGACCUAGAUCCUAUUGUGAAAAAGAGCAAGUCCAGCAAGAAAAAGCUAGCAGGAAUUCUGAUCGGCUCAUCUGUACUUCUUGUGGGAAUUCUAGUAGUUGGGUUUGUUUUGUACAAACGGAAGAGGAAACUCAGAAAGCACGAAGCCAGAAGAAAGCUGGAUUCCAGAAAGGGGGAUUACCGUGGAGAAGGCCGGGAAGACUUGGAGUUACCACUAUUUGACUUGAUCACUAUUGCUAAUGCCACUAAUGACUUUUCAAGCAGCAACAAGCUGGGUGAAGGUGGUUUUGGACCUGUGUACAAGGGAACUUUGGUUGGAGGAGAGGAAAUUGCAGUAAAGAGGCUCUCAAAGAACUCUGGACAGGGAUUGAGAGAGUUUAAAAACGAAGUUCUACUGAUAGCCAAACUUCAGCAUAGGAAUCUUGUAAAGCUUCUUGGUUGUUGCAUUCAAGAAGAUGAAGAAAUUUUAGUAUAUGAAUUCAUGCCUAACAGAAGCUUGGACUUCUUUAUCUUUGAUCAAGAAAAACAGAAGUUUCUCUACUGGCCCACGUGCUUCCACAUUAUUGACGGAAUUGCUCGAGGGCUUCUUUAUCUCCAUCAAGACUCUAGAUUAAGAAUUAUCCAUAGGGAUAUGAAGGCUAGCAAUAUCUUGCUAGACAAUGAUAUGAACCCAAAGAUUUCGGACUUCGGCCUGGCUAAAACAUUUGGGGGUGAUCAAAGUGAAGACAGUACAAAUAGAGUAGUUGGAACACAUGGUUAUAUGGCUCCUGAAUAUGCAGUAGAUGGGACUUUCUCAAUGAAAUCUGAUGUAUUUAGCUUUGGAGUUAUUAUACUAGAGAUAUUGAGCAGGAAGAAGAACAGGGGAUUUUGUCAUCCAGAUCACCAUCUUAACCUUCUUGGACAUGCAUGGACACUAUGGAAUCAAAAUAAUCCUCUGGAAAUGGUUGAUGUGACGUUAUGUGAUUCUUGCAACAUAACCGAAGUGUUAAGGUGUCUUCAUGUGGGCCUGUUAUGUGUGCAAGAAGUACCUGAAGAUAGACCAAGCAUGUCAUCUGUGGUUCUAAUGUUGGGCAGUGGAGUUAAGUUGCCUUCACCAAAGCAGCCUGGUUUUUACACUGGACGGACUGUGACAGUCCCCGAAUCAACAUCAACAACGACCGACUUGUUUUCAACAAAUAUUUGCAGCACAAUGUUUCUAGAGGCUCCUCCGGAGGAGGUGGGGUCUUUCUAUAAUCAGCUGCCUUCUAGUUUCAUUGGGCGUGUACAGCAUAUAUUCCAAUUUCUCUGCUUGUAUUCUGCAUUUCUUUCUGUCCUAAGCAUUCUGAUCAGAACAUCGAUGCAAACCAUGAAAACCCUUUUUGUGUGCUUGUUCUUAUUUUCCUUCCUAAGAACCUCAAAUACACUAGACUCUAUCACUCCAACUCAAUUUAUUAAAGAUGGUCAAACUCUGGUUUCAGCAGGUGGAAGCUAUGAACUGGGAUUCUUUAGUCCCGGUAAAGUGAAAGGCAGAUACUUGGGAAUAUGGUACACCUUUUCUACUGAGACAGUUGUAUGGGUAGCGAACAGAGAAAUACCACUUAAUGAUUCUUUAGGAGUUUUAAAGGUCACUGAUCAGGGAGUUUUAGUCCUUCUCAAUAGCUCAAAUGGCACUGUAUGGUCAUCCAAUUCAUCAAGAACCGCAGGGAAUCCAGUCUCACAACUCUUGGAUUCGGGAAAUCUUGUUGUGAAAGAUGGAAAUGAAACUAAUCCUGAUAACUUCUUGUGGCAGAGUUUUGAUUAUCCUUGUGAUACACGCCUGCCAGAAAUGAAGCUUGGUUGGAAUUUAGUUACUGGUUUAGAUAGGUAUGUCUCGUCUUGGAGGAGCACAGAAGAUCCUGCUCAAGGAGAGUUUUCGCUACGGAUGGAUACUCAUGGUUUCCCACAGAUUUUUAUUAUGAAGGGAGCUAAGAUACUGACUAGAGCAGGGACAUGGAACGGCGUUGAAUUAACUGGAUAUCAAGGAAAGCCAAAUCCAGUAGCGGUUUUUGAGUUUGUGUUGACUAAGGAUGAAGUCUAUUAUGAGUACACACUUCUCAACCGGUCAAUGUUUGCAAGAUAUGUAUUAAACCCAUAUGGCAUUGCACAGUGGCUUACUUGGACAGACCACUCACGUAGUUGGGAACCUUUCAUCUCAACUCAGGCAGAUCAGUGUGAAAACUAUGCCUAUUGUGGUGCUAAUGCUAGAUGUAAUGUCAGUAAUAAACCUGAAUGUACAUGCUUGAAAGGGUUUGUACCAAAAUCUCCGAAAGAUUGGAACUCGACAAAUUGGUCUGGGGGAUGUGUUCGGGAGACUCCAUUAGCUUGCAGCUCUACAGAUGGCUUCUCAAAGUACAGUAACUUUAAAUUGCCAGACACAUCUUCUUCCUGGUAUGACAAGAGCAUGACCCUCAAGGAGUGCCAGGGAUUAUGUUUGGGAAACUGUUCAUGUUCUGCAUAUGCAAAUUUAGAUGUCAGGGAAGGUGGAAGUGGCUGCUUGCUUUGGUUUGGGAACCUCAAUGACAUUAGAGAAUUCACCUCUGAUUCUCAAGACCUCUUUAUACGGCUGGCUGCAUCAGACCUAGAUCCUAUUGUGAGAAAGAGCAAGUCCAGCAAGAAAAAGCUAGCAGGAAUUCUGAUCGGCUCAUCUGUAUUUCUUGUGGGAAUGCUAAUAGUUGGGUUCAUUUUGUAUAAACGGAAGAGGAAACUCAGAAAGCAAGGAGCCAGAAGAAAGCUGGAUUGCAGAAGGGAGGAUUACCGUGGAGAAGACAGGGAAGACUUGGAGUUGCCACUAUUUGACUUGACCACUAUUGCUAAUGCCACUAAUGACUUUUCAAGCAGCAACAAGCUGGGUGAAGGUGGUUUUGGACCUGUGUACAAGGGAACAUUGAUUGGAGGAGAGGAAAUUGCAGUAAAGAGGCUCUCAAAAAAUUCUGGACAGGGAUUGAGAGAGUUCAAAAACGAAGUUCUACUGAUAGCCAAACUUCAGCAUCGGAAUCUUGUAAAGCUUCUUGGUUGUUGCAUUCAAGAAGAUGAAGAAAUUCUAGUAUAUGAAUACAUGCCUAACAGAAGCUUGGACUUCUUUAUAUUUGAUCAAGAAAGACAGAAGUUGCUCGACUGGCCCACAUGCUUCCAUAUUAUUGAGGGAAUUGCUCGAGGGCUUCUUUAUCUCCAUCAAGACUCUAGAUUAAGAAUUAUCCAUAGAGAUAUGAAGGCUAGCAAUAUCUUGCUGGACAAUGAUAUGAACCCAAAGAUUUCAGACUUCGGCCUGGCUAAAACAUUUGGGGGUGAUCAAAGUGAAGACAGUACAAAUAGAGUGGUGGGAACAUAUGGUUAUAUGGCUCCUGAAUAUGCAGUAGAUGGAACUUUCUCAAUGAAAUCCGAUGUAUUUAGCUUUGGAGUUGUACUGCUAGAGAUAUUGAGCAGGAAGAAGAACAGGGGAUUUUGUCAUCCAGAUCACCAUCUUAACCUUCUUGGACAUGCAUGGACACUAUGGACUCAAAAUAAUCCUCUGGAACUGGUUGAUGUGACGUUAUGUGAUUCUUGCAACACAUCCGGAGUGUUGAGAUGUCUUCAUGUGGGCCUGUUAUGUGUGCAAGAAGCACCUGAAGAUAGACCAAGCAUGUCAUCUGUGGUUCUAAUGUUGGGAAGUGAAAUUAAGUUGCCUACGCCAAAAGAGCCUGGUUUUUACACUGGACGGACCGUUCCAGUUCCUGAAUCAACAUCAACGACAAGUGACUUGUGCUCAGUAAAUAGUUUCAGCACAAUGUUAUUAGAAUCUCGCUAGCAGGUUAUCACAGUUGUUGUGCUUGUUAAUUUCUCAGAAUGAUAUGAAAUCAUUCAUAUUUAAGCAAAAAAAGGCACACUGAUAUUAUUUCA